This is a messenger RNA of Salvia splendens (bonfire salvia), 1242 nucleotides long. RefSeq names its product transcription factor PCF5. Bases 404 to 1120 code for a protein of 238 amino acids. Lineage: Eukaryota; Viridiplantae; Streptophyta; Magnoliopsida; Lamiales; Lamiaceae. The transcript is spliced from 3 exons. Gene Ontology annotation, cellular component: nucleus. The record is from RefSeq and is a predicted model, not a curated record. Gene Ontology annotation, molecular function: sequence-specific DNA binding; DNA-binding transcription factor activity.
UAAAGAAAGAGAGGGAGAAACCGUCUCAAAAAGGGAUGCCCAGAAAUAUCACAAAAGCUGUACCCCCGUCGCUCUCAACAUGAAAGCGACGCUCCCUGCUUCUUCGUAUCCGAGAUCUAUAUCAUGAAUGAAUGUAAGGAAGUAAGGAAUGGAUUUACAAAGUGCUGAUAGUUGAAUGAUUUAGCAGCCAACUCUCAUUGGACACACACAGGAAGUCCUGUUCCUGUCCAACUUUAAUUUUCCUAUUCUCGAAGCCUAGAUAAAUUAUGACAUAGUAUUAUACACUUAAUCAACUUCAAUAAGCCUAGUGUUUUUUUUCUUUCUUAGCAUAGGCCAGAGAGAGAGAGAGGGAUGAUUUUUGAAUCACGAGAAUUGUGAUUCAAGAAAAGCCGAGACUAUAUAUAUGGGGAAGAGCGGCGGCGGCGAGAUCGUGGAGGUGGAGGGCGGCCACAUUGUGAGGGGGAGCGGCGGGAACAGCAAGGUGUGCACGGCGAAGGGCCCCAGAGACCGCCGCGUCCGCCUCGCCGCCCACACGGCCAUCCAGUUCUACGACGUCCAGGACCGCCUCGGCUACGACCGCCCCAGCAAGGCCGUCGACUGGCUCAUCCACAAGGCCAAGUCCGCCAUCGAUGGCCUCGCCCACCUCCCGCCCUGGCACCCUACUGAUGUCAAUGUCGGAGGAGUACGGAGCCUGAAAGAAAGUGAAUCACUCCAUCGCCACGACGAGUGCGGCGACGGCGAGGGGCGGCGCCAGUUUGUUGGUUCGACAUUUGUACCACCGUCUCUGGACUCUGACGCCAUCAAGUCGUUUUUCCCGGAGGCCAGCUUCGCAUCUUCCGAUUUGAGGCAGUCAUUCCAAGAUCCGACUAACCUAGACGCCUACUUGUUCAACCCGCCUCAAAACCACUUCAUUUCACAGAGGGGAACCCUUCAGUCCAGUAACACACAUCCACUUCAACCUUGGAUGGAUCCCAAUCACCCAAUCAAUCCCUUUCCCUUCCACUAUGAGGCGCUCUAUUCCCACAACCCAUCUUCUGCCAGUCAACAACACAAAACAAGGGAACAAGAACAAGAACAAGAAGAAGAUUGGGCGAGUUCUACAAUCGUCAGACCAUUUUGAUCUUCGUCUCCCGUUUCCAAUUUGCUACUAGUAUUUUAUUUGUGUGUUAGUAUGUUUAGUCUCAACUAUGUAACAUGUCGUUUCAGUUUCUUUCUGUUUUCAAGACUCAUUUUUUUGCUUCU